AUGCUGCUCUGAGGCUUGUUGAUCUGAUUGGAUGGCGCAUGGAGUCCAUCUGCGCUGAUUGGCUGUUAGGCAUGCAUCGUCGUAGCGCUGAUUGUAAUAAAGCAACGCGUAGUUCCAGUGAAGGCAGCUCGGGCAGCGCACACAGAACGGACUGCAGAGAUGAGCCUACGGACAGUAGCACUUUUAGGUCUCACCCUGAGCCUGGGGCUGGUAGUGAGUGGUUUUCCUGCCGAGCAGCCAGAAAAUGGGAAGCACUGGGUCGUUAUUGUGGCUGGUUCGAAUGGCUGGUACAAUUACAGACACCAGGCCGAUGUAUGCCAUGCAUACCAGAUUGUCCAUAAGAAUGGAAUUCCCGAUGAGCAGAUUGUGGUGAUGAUGUAUGACGAUCUUGCUAAAAGCCCAGAUAACCCUACUCCAGGAAUGAUCAUAAACCGACCCAAUGGAUCAGAUGUUUACAAAGGAGUGCUGAAGGACUACACUGGUGACGAUGUGACUCCUCAGAACUUCCUGGCGGUGUUAAAAGGUGACGCUGAGAGUGUAAAAGGAGGCUCUGGAAAAGUGCUGAAAAGCGGUCCAAAUGAUCAUGUGUUUGUGUAUUUCACUGACCAUGGAGCCCCAGGUCUACUGGCCUUCCCUAAUGAUGAUCUUCUUGUAGAUGACCUGAUGAAAACCAUCAAGUACAUGCACCAAAACAACAAAUACAAGAAGAUGGUGUUUUAUGUUGAAGCCUGUGAAUCUGGCUCUAUGAUGAAGCCUCUGCCGGUUGAUAUUAAUGUCUAUGCUACCACCGCUGCCAACCCUGAUGAGUCCUCAUAUGCCUGUUACUAUGAUGAAGCCAGAGACACCUACUUGGGAGACUGGUACAGCGUUAACUGGAUGGAAGACUCUGAUGUGGAGGAUCUUGGCAAAGAGACUUUGGCCAAACAGUUUAAGAUCGUAAAGGCCAAAACCAACACCAGCCAUGUAAUGCAGUAUGGAAACAAGACACUGUCCCACAUGAAGGUGAUCGCAUUCCAGGGUAAUUCGAAAGGUCUUGAUAAGGCACCGGAGCCUGUGUCUUUGCCUGUGAUUACUGAACAUGACCUCAUAAGCAGCCCUGAUGUGCCCCUUGCAAUCAUGAAGAGAAAACUCCAGAAGUCCAACGACGUUAAUGCUGUUGUCGGUUACAUGAAAGAAAUUCAUGAACAUCUACAGGUGAGGGAGCUGCUUGGUAAUACCAUGCGUAAGAUUGUGGAGCAUGUGGUGCAGGAGAAAGAGGAAGUGCAGGAUUACCUGGAAGGACGUGAAGAACUCACGGAGUAUGACUGUUAUAAAACCGCGGUCAAUCACUACAAGAAACACUGCUUUAACUGGCACCAGCAGGAGUAUGAAUAUGCUCUGAGACACCUGUACGCUUUAGUAAACCUGUGUCAGGGAGGACACCAGGCCCAGAGAAUCACAACAGCCAUGGAUGAUGUGUGUUACUUCAGACAGUAGCAACAAGAACUUGUAAGCCCCUGAAGACUUGCUCUGGAUGGACUACUCUUUGCACAAAAGAAUCUGACCGUGGUGGAAAUCUGUAUCAUCACACACAACUUUGAUUUUUAUCUUUUUGAAAUGUUUCUUUUAAUGAGGACUUGCACUUUUAAUGUGAUGUUUUACUGAUCUACAUUUGUUUAAAAAAAGAAAUGUGCUUUAAGAUACUGCCCAGUGACCUCUGACAGACAUUUUGGGCUGUUCAAUGUUUUUUUUUUUUGUAGUUGUUGUUGUUGUGGGUUUUCUUUCCUUCAGAUGGCUCCUGAAGGAUUUUGUUUUGGGGUUUUUUUGUACAACUAUAUAACUUUGGACCUCAAUUACUGUCAUUUUUAGUUAAAAAAAAAAAAAAAAAAAAAAAAAAAGCUUUUAAGAUUUGGAAACCAAAGUAUUAAAUGUCCAGUCACUGAAUAAAGUCCAAUCCCUCAGGAUGUUUAAUAGAUGCAUUCAAGCAAAUCUAAAUCAAACACUAUAUAAACACAUUUAGCUACAUGCUGCACUAAGAUUUUUUGUUUGUUUGUUUUGGGUUUUUGGGUUUUUUUUAUCUGCUUGUUGACUGAGCCAUGACAAUACCCAAUUUCUCUCUAGCUCUUCUUAGGUAUACAUUUAGUCAAUAACCAAUCAAACAAAAGUGUAAACUAACCUAACCUGAAGUCUGUGGUCAUACUUAACAAGUGUCUUAAAUCACUGAGAUAACUGCUCCAAAACAACUGCAGUUAAUGAGCAGGUGUGUUUAGUGUAAUGGUGGAUGUGUCAGGCUGUGCUAUUAUGUCAAGUGCCCUCUGUUUAGAGUAAUUUGAGGCUAAAGGAAGCUGUAAUGUUUGAGGAGUGUUUGCUGGAGUUUGAGUUUUGUAAGAAAAGUGAGCUUGCACUGACAACAUAGGUGAAAACACUCUAUGAAACAAUACUCUGUGAAUGAAUUACUGUCAAUGUUAAGCAGUGAGUUAUUGAUUAUAAAAGUAAAAAUAAACCUGAAUUGAGUGAA
Puntigrus tetrazona (Sumatra barb) is the source of this 2497-nucleotide messenger RNA. RefSeq names its product legumain (gene lgmn). The record is from RefSeq and is a predicted model, not a curated record. Gene Ontology annotation, biological process: vacuolar protein processing. NCBI's taxonomy places the organism in Eukaryota, Metazoa, Chordata, Actinopteri, Cypriniformes, Cyprinidae. The coding region runs from base 160 to 1476 and encodes 438 amino acids. Gene Ontology annotation, molecular function: cysteine-type endopeptidase activity. The transcript has 14 exons.